Monodelphis domestica (gray short-tailed opossum) is the source of this 1933-nucleotide messenger RNA. It is a transcript of the gene TAF10, whose product is annotated as TATA-box binding protein associated factor 10. Gene Ontology annotation, molecular function: RNA polymerase II general transcription initiation factor activity; promoter-specific chromatin binding. Lineage: Eukaryota; Metazoa; Chordata; Mammalia; Didelphimorphia; Didelphidae. Gene Ontology annotation, biological process: transcription initiation at RNA polymerase II promoter. Gene Ontology annotation, cellular component: transcription factor TFIID complex; nucleus; SAGA complex. The record is from RefSeq and is a predicted model, not a curated record.
AACCGUGAGCGGAAGCGGAAGCGGCUCUGUCCUCCUAGUUCUCAGCCCCGGGUCCCUUCCCCGUUCCCCGCCUCCUGCCCGGCGCCAUGAGUGGCAGCGGCGCGGACCCCGAGGCGGUCCCGGCCCCUGCCCCUGCCCCGCCGGGCCCGGCCCCGGCUCCCACCCCAACCCCUGCUCCAGCCCCGACCCCAGCACCGGCUCCCGCUCCCACCCCAGCCGAAAGCAAGGCCAGUCCCGCAGGAGGCGCCGGCCCUGGCCGGGGGGACACAUCCGACCGCCGGGCCUCGGUCCCAGUAUCUGCAGCUGGGGGUACGGCCCCUCCCGAAGGUGCCAUGUCUAAUGGAGUUUAUGUGCUACCUGGUGCUGCCAAUGGAGAGGUCAAGCCUGUUGUGUCUAGUACACCCCUGGUGGACUUUCUCAUGCAGUUGGAAGACUACACACCUACCAUUCCAGAUGCUGUUACUGGCUACUACCUGAAUCGUGCUGGUUUUGAAGCUUCUGAUCCCAGAAUUGUCCGGCUCAUCUCCCUGGCAGCCCAGAAGUUUAUCUCUGACAUUGCCAAUGAUGCCCUACAGCACUGCAAGAUGAAGGGCACAGCCUCAGGCAGUUCCAGGAGCAAGAGCAAAGACCGCAAGUAUACCCUGACCAUGGAAGACCUGACCCCUGCACUCAGCGAGUAUGGCAUUAAUGUCAAGAAGCCACAUUAUUUCACCUAAGCCCACCUCUUCCCCGGCUGGCCGGGAUGUGUGGGAUGGGCACAAUCAUAUCAAACUUGGGCCUCUUGGCUGGGUCUUCAUUCAUGCAGAUCUUCAUGAGUUUACACACAUGUGGGGAGAUACCUGGAGGAAUAGUGGGCCGAAGGCCUUCCAGGGCAACCUACAAGCAAGAAUCCCCAGGUUCAGGACCCCUCUUCAACCCUUAAAGCUGACUCCACCCUUCCCCCAACCCCCAUAUGUCCCCUGUAUCCUUCAGACCUUCAUGCCAAUUUCCAUGUUGGAGAGGUCGGCAAAUGGUACUUCUCUUGUCACUAGUUCCCACAACAGUACUGCAAAACUCCACAUGUCUGCAGAACGACGAUUAAUUUCCUCUGGCUUCUUCUGCAGGGCUGGGUCAGGGGAGAGGAUUGAGAUGAAAACUGAUUGUUUCUCUGCCCUCCCCCUCCCCCCCAAACAAAUCUCUUUUCUGCCUUCAUCAUUCCCUACCCUCAGGAGCCACCCAGGCAGGGGCAUACAUGCGCCCUGGACACUGGAAGGAGAAUUUCACAUCAGCCAUGCUGAUACGGGCAGUCAUAUCCUCAUCAAUCUGUGGGGGAAAGAAGGCUGGUUGUAGCGGGGAUCUGUUCAAGUGACAGUUGGAUUAGCCACCUUGGGUGCAUUCCAGACUCGAGCCUCACCAUGACACUUCGGCUGUUGAGGGCAUGCCGAGGUAUGAGGGGCUCUAGUGUAUGCAGGAAAGCCAUGCCCCGUGCCAUGUCCAGAGCAAACUUGACAGCUUGGGUCUGAUCAACAACAAAAUCUAGGGGAAAGAAAGUGCAGAGAAGGGGGAAGGAGUUAUCCUAUGUGUAAUCCCAGGAGCCCUUCUGCCUUAGGCCAGAGUUGUUUUAAGGCUUCUAUUCCUUCCCCCACCCUCUGAUGUCCAAAAACUAGUCCCAGCCUUUUCUGGGCAUGAAGACACAACUCACUGGUCCCUUCAUGAAGUACAUUGUAGAGGGAGCCAUAAGGCAUCCAGUGGGUGAUGAGAACAGGGUGAGGGGCAGGGGGUGCUUGGCAGGCUCCCAACACAGGCAGCACAUUAGGGUGGGAGAAGAUCCUGUAAAGAUAAGACAGAACUUGCAUGCUGCUCUGUCCUUUUAAGAUCCUCAACCUCCCCAUGUACCCAAGUUCCCCACCUUAGCUUGGGAUACUCCUCAUUAAAGUCUCUGCUCUUCCUUGUA